Mus pahari (shrew mouse) is the source of this 1796-nucleotide messenger RNA. It is a transcript of the gene Krt5, whose product is annotated as keratin 5. Gene Ontology annotation, molecular function: structural constituent of skin epidermis. Gene Ontology annotation, cellular component: keratin filament. The record is from RefSeq and is a predicted model, not a curated record. Gene Ontology annotation, biological process: keratinization; intermediate filament organization. Bases 19 to 1761 code for a protein of 580 amino acids. The transcript has 9 exons. Lineage: Eukaryota; Metazoa; Chordata; Mammalia; Rodentia; Muridae.
GCUCCUCCAGGAACCAUUAUGUCUCGCCAGUCCAGUGUGUCCUUCCGCAGCGGGGGCAGCCGCUCUUUCAGCGCCUCCUCUGCCAUCACCCCAUCUGUCUCUCGUACGAGUUUCAGCUCGGUGUCCCGCAGUGGUGGUGGUGGUGGUGGCAGGAUCAGCCUUGGGGGUGCUUGUGGAGCCGGGGGCUAUGGCAGCCGGAGCCUGUACAAUGUGGGGGGCUCCAAAAGGAUAUCCUUCAGCUCUGGCGGAGGCAGCUUCAGGAACCAAUUUGGUGCCGGUGGCUUUGGCUUUGGAGGAGGAGCCGGCAGUGGAUUUGGUUUUGGUGGUGGAGCUGGUAGUGGCUUUGGCUUCGGUGGUGGAGCUGGCUUUGGUGGUGGCUAUGGGGGAGCUGGCUUCCCAGUGUGCCCCCCUGGAGGCAUCCAAGAGGUCACCGUCAACCAGAACCUCCUCACCCCUCUGAACCUGCAAAUCGACCCCACCAUCCAGCGGGUCAGGACUGAGGAGAGGGAGCAGAUCAAGACCCUCAACAACAAGUUUGCCUCCUUCAUCGACAAGGUGCGGUUCUUGGAGCAGCAGAACAAGGUCCUGGACACCAAGUGGGCCCUGCUGCAGGAGCAGGGCACCAAGACCAUAAAGCAGAACCUGGAUCCGUUGUUUGAACAGUACAUUAACAACCUCCGCAGACAGCUGGAUGGGGUCCUGGGGGAGAGGGGUCGCCUGGACUCAGAACUGAGGAACAUGCAGGACCUGGUGGAGGACUACAAGAACAAGUAUGAGGAUGAGAUCAACAAGCGUACCACGGCUGAGAAUGAGUUUGUGAUGUUGAAGAAGGAUGUGGAUGCUGCCUACAUGAACAAGGUGGAGCUGGAGGCCAGGGUCGAUGCCUUGAUGGAUGAGAUCAACUUUAUUAAGAUGUUCUUUGAUGCGGAGCUGUCCCAGAUGCAGACACACGUCUCUGACACCUCUGUAGUCCUCUCCAUGGACAACAACCGCAGCCUGGACCUGGACAGCAUCAUUGCUGAGGUCAAGGCCCAGUAUGAGGACAUUGCCAAUCGCAGCCGAACAGAGGCCGAGUCCUGGUACCAGACCAAGUAUGAGGAGCUGCAACAGACAGCUGGCCGCCAUGGCGAUGACCUGCGAAACACCAAGCACGAGAUCUCUGAGAUGAACCGGAUGAUCCAGAGGCUGAGAUCUGAGAUCGACAACGUCAAGAAGCAGUGUGCCAACCUCCAGAACGCCAUUGCUGAAGCUGAGCAGCGUGGGGAGCUGGCUCUCAAAGAUGCCAGAAACAAGCUGACAGAGCUGGAGGAGGCCCUGCAGAAGGCCAAACAGGACAUGGCCAGGCUGCUGCGAGAGUAUCAGGAGCUCAUGAACACCAAGCUGGCCCUGGAUGUGGAGAUCGCCACCUACAGGAAGCUGCUGGAGGGCGAGGAGUGCAGGCUGAGUGGGGAAGGAGUUGGACCAGUCAACAUCUCUGUUGUCACAAACAGUGUCUCUUCUGGCUACGGAGGAGGCAGCAGUAUUGGUGUUGGCAGUGGCUUUGGUGGUGGCCUUGGCAGCGGCUUUGCUGGUGGUCUUGGCCCACGCUUCACCAGGGGCGGUGGGGGUCUUGGUUUGGGUAGUGGGCUAAGUGUGGGGGGCUCUGGCUUCAGUGCAGGCAGCAGUCAAGGAAGCAUGAGCUUCGGCAGUGGUGGCGGCAGCGGCUCCAGUGUCAAAUUUGUCUCCACCACCUCCUCCUCCCGGAGGAGCUUCAAGAGCUGAGAAGAGCCUGCUGCAAGGCCCUGGCCCUCACGGGC